This is a messenger RNA of Nezara viridula (southern green stink bug), 1559 nucleotides long. Lineage: Eukaryota; Metazoa; Arthropoda; Insecta; Hemiptera; Pentatomidae. The record is from the annotation of a GenBank genome assembly.
AUUGGCUGUAAAUUAAACAUUCAUUUGACUAAACAUAUUUUUUUGCAUUUUUUAAAAAUUUAGAAUACCCUUUUCAAAUAAAAUUAGCAAUUCGACCUUAGUGGAAAAAAGAUUUUAUACUCUUUAAAUUUUUUAGUUCAUAUGUUUUAUUAAAUUAACAAUCGCCUAAAUGUAAUGUUUUAAGUUUAGCCUAUAAAUGAAAAGUUCAAAAAAAUUGAUAAUUUCUUUUUGAUCUUCUUAACCGAAAAUUUACCAUGUAUUGGUAGCCAGAGAAUGAAGAAAAGGCACCUUUGGUAAAAACAUUUUGUUAUAAUAACUUCUGUGGCAGUUCAUUACAACGCUCACAUUUAAGCAAGAACAAGAAAAUGCAAGUCGAACGCAGAAAUCCAAGGCCUCAAACGCCAAGAAGUGACCUACGGGAUAGUGGUUCUAUAUCAACGAGGCGUUAUUUAGCUCGGCCAAAUUCAGCCAAAGUAGCGGAGAAGAUCUCAGCUCGUAGGAACCUUUUAGGUGGAAAAAUCAGAAGCAAUUCAGCUCGUACUAAAACCGAAGAAAUUGCAGAACCUCUACUUGAAGUUCCUGAUGACGAGGCACAAACGGCACACAAGGUAGGAUGCCCUUGGCUGAAGGCAAGAUCCAGAUCAAGGUACACCGUCGGAGUCACCGAGUCCAGCUCUGGAAUCAUGCACCCCAAGCCCUGGGGCGCCAGGAACCCGACGGACAUCCCCUGCUUCUGCCACAUCCCCCACAGGAGCUCCAAAGAGAACACACAGAUACAAAGGCCACCUAAAUCCGAUAUUUCACCACCCAGCAAGAACUGCAAAGCUAAAAUCGCUGAUAUAGUCGACAACUUCGGCAUUUUCUUGGAAAGGAGGAAGAUACGUAUUUCCGAGAACGAAGUGGCUUUUCUCAUGAAAAAGAUAGAAGAAAAGCUCCAGAAAUUCGUAGAUAAAUCCAAAGAACAGAAGGACCACCAUAGUAAGAAAAAUAAAAAUGUGCGAAACCAUUCUCCGAUACGAUCGCAUACAUCGGUGCCUCAGAAAGCGAUGUCGAGGGAUCAGUUGGCAGAUUUACAGAAGGCAAAGAUGUCAGGGCAGGGUCAGUCUAACAUUCUCGGAAAAUUGGAGACAAAGAAGUAUCUUCUAGAACUGACAGCCGACGAACAGGUACCGCCGAACUUCAGGAACAUCCUGGGAAUGAACCCGACGAUCAUUCAUCAGCACCCAGAUAAGAUGCUGAUCGCGAUGGACGAGAAGCAGCAGCCCUACCUGGCGAUUCCCGAGGACUACCGGCACUACACGAUGAAGACGAUCGACAUGGACAACUACACCGGCGUUGUCCACCAUCAGGCGGAGAACACAACCUUACUCCUGGCUACGAACCCUUCUGUGGCGAGGAGGGCCAUGCACACUCCACCACCGACCAUGAUGCAGAAACCUCACCACAUGGCUUUUAAGCAGAUCCGAAGAUCGUGAGUGCUGUCUUCAGUUGUCCUCGGGAACACCAAUACAACCUUUGUGCCGUCCUAUGAUACCAAAAUAAAACUGAAAAUCCAUUUA